Molecule: messenger RNA, 563 nt
Organism: Sardina pilchardus (European sardine)
Lineage: Eukaryota; Metazoa; Chordata; Actinopteri; Clupeiformes; Clupeidae
Gene: rps13
Product: ribosomal protein S13
Exons: 6
Coding region: 62-517 (151 amino acids)
Biological process (GO): translation
Cellular component (GO): cytosolic small ribosomal subunit; ribosome; nucleolus
Molecular function (GO): structural constituent of ribosome; small ribosomal subunit rRNA binding
Source: RefSeq, a predicted model, not a curated record
GUGUUACUUCCGCCUUGCCUCGACUUGAUCUUUCUUUCCCUCUGCUCCGCCGUACGCCAUCAUGGGUCGUAUGCACGCUCCCGGAAAGGGCUUGUCCCAGUCAGCGCUUCCUUACAGACGCAGUGUGCCUACUUGGCUUAAACUGACCUCCGAUGAUGUGAAGGAGCAGAUCUUUAAACUGGCCAAAAAGGGUCUGACACCCUCUCAGAUUGGUGUGAUCCUGAGGGAUUCUCAUGGUGUGGCUCAGGUGCGCUUUGUCACUGGCAACAAGAUCCUCAGGAUCCUGAAGUCCAAGGGUCUGGCCCCUGACCUGCCCGAGGAUCUCUACCACCUGAUCAAGAAGGCUGUCGCUGUGAGGAAGCACUUGGAGAGGAACAGAAAGGACAAGGAUGCCAAGUUUCGCCUGAUUCUCGUUGAGAGCAGGAUCCACAGGCUGGCCCGUUACUACAAGACCAAGAGAGUGCUCGCUCCCAACUGGAAGUACGAGUCCUCAACAGCAUCUGCUCUGGUGGCAUAAAUGCAUCAAAUUUUUUUUGCGAAAAAAAUAAAGAUUUCAAUUUCAA